Penicilliopsis zonata CBS 506.65 is the source of this 1534-nucleotide messenger RNA. RefSeq lists its product as hypothetical. The record is from RefSeq and is a predicted model, not a curated record. Lineage: Eukaryota; Fungi; Ascomycota; Eurotiomycetes; Eurotiales; Aspergillaceae. The transcript has 2 exons. Bases 352 to 1338 code for a protein of 328 amino acids.
CAUAUUCGAAGGAAAAGAGGCCCUGCUUUUCGUUUCCACGUCUCCCGCAUCAGGCUGUCCUCUCUAUUCACUCUAUCUUCACUUAGCCAGACUCAUCUGAUGUUGUCCGUCGGAUAACACGGCAUUCCAUCACGGUAUUAUUGGCCUCUCUCGACAGAAGCAUCUCGAAUCAUCUUCUUUUUCUAACUUGACACAACACGGAACCUGACAACGCACCUCUGGCUAUUCCGAAGUUCUGCCGACCCAGCCCCAGGCCUCUUAGGGACGAUCGUGCGGGGAAGCUGUCGUGGACAUAAGAAAGGAACAGCUACAAGUGAAAGAGCAAGGAAACAACACCAGCUAUUUAUUACCAUGGCUACCACUACGGCGAUUAUUCAAGGGCCUCUCACUCUCCGCGGACAGCAUGGUGACUGGCGGGAUGACCUCAUGUCGCAGGGAUACGUUGUGGUGAAGCAGGCUAUCAGCUCGGAAAAGGCCCAGUAUUACCAGCAAAAGGCGUUUGACUGGCUGAAAUCGUUCGACACGGGGCUCGACUUGAAUGAUCCAUCCACAUGGACAGCAGAGAAUCUGCCGAUCCAGAGCAGCAUCAAUACCUUCACCAACUACGGCGUCAGUCACGAGAAGUUCAUGUGGGAGGCUAGAAUGGAGCCGGGAGUGGUGGAAGCCUUCAGUCGCAUCUGGGGCACCGACCAGCUGCUCGUCUCCUUCGAUGCACUCAACAUCACCUUCCCCAACCGCGUCGACAAGCCGAUCCAGAAACCCUGGCCACAUGUCGACCAGUCACCCUUCCGUCGAGGCGUCCACUGCAUCCAGGGGAUCAUCAAUCUCAGCCACGCUGGCGCGGAAGACGGAUCACUGAUGCUGUACCCGCGCUCGAACACGCUGACAGAGACCUUCUUCGACACCCAGACUGAUCCCUCAACCUGGGAGAAGAAGGAUUACCGCACCUUCACUGAGAAAGAGAUGGCCUGGUUCCAUGCCAAAGGACUUCAGCCCAUCAAAGUGCACGCCGAACCAGGAGACCUAAUCCUCUGGGACUCUCGCACCAUCCACUGGGGGGGUGAACCCUCGCCGGAUAGCAACACCAUUCGCACGGUGAUCUACGCGUCGUACUCGCCUGCCCGCCUCGCCGCACCGGAAGCCCUCGAGGCCAAGAAGGAAGCCUUCGCUCGCUCUCUGAACACCACGCACUGGGCACACGAGAAUAUCGUUGUGCGGCCGCAGUUCCUUCUCCUGCCUGACGGGACGCCUGAUCCUCGCAGUCGCUCCAAGCCUAUCGAGGAUCCUAUUCUGUCUGAGCGUCUUUUACAGUUGGCGGGGAUGAAGCCAUACGAAUGAUAAACAGAAAUAAACAUGUACUUUAGUACCGAAGCCGUUCUAACAUAUUAGUUAUUAGUCUAGUGGAUCGUCAAAUGGUAUUCAGGCCACCUAUUCCAAGGUCAAAGGACAAUCCUGCAACUGCAGCCUAAUCUUUUCUCCGCAUUCCAUUUCCGGCUGGCGAUCAUCAGCUAAACGAGGUGAGUCAUUAGAAUAC